This is a messenger RNA of Tripterygium wilfordii, 683 nucleotides long. RefSeq lists its product as uncharacterized. NCBI's taxonomy places the organism in Eukaryota, Viridiplantae, Streptophyta, Magnoliopsida, Celastrales, Celastraceae. The annotation marks the transcript as partial. Gene Ontology annotation, biological process: response to desiccation. The transcript has a single exon. The record is from RefSeq and is a predicted model, not a curated record. Gene Ontology annotation, cellular component: plasma membrane.
ACUAUUCACACCAUGAGCAGAAGGGCAAAAUGGAGCUGGACCUCUGCUUUUGUCGGAGCGGCAUCGGCUCUAGCGGCAACCACUCUCCUCAGCGCGAGGCCAAAGGACCCUACUUUCCAUCUGAUCUCAAUCAAAUUCACCUCCUUCAACCUCAAACUCCCCGUCGUGGACGCGGAUCUCAUGCUGACCGUGCACGUGACCAACCCCAACAUGGUCCCCGUCAAAUACUCCUCCACCACCAUGUCCAUCUUCUACGACGGCUCCCUUCUCGGCUCCGCUGAGGUCAAGGCCGGGUCUCAAAACCCUCGUUCUUGCGAGAUGCUCCGCCUCCCGGCUCGUCUCGACGGCCUGGAGCUAGCCAAUCACGCGUCGCGAUUCUUUGCCGACGUGGCUAAGAGGGAGAUGGUGCUUGAAGCUAAGGUGGACUUUAUGGGCAAGGCGAGGAUGUGGUGGUGGGACCACGGGUUUAAAAUGCACGUGGACAGCCAUCUGACCGUUGAUCCAGUGUUUCUCGAUGUGAUUGAUCAGGAAAAUAUUUCGCAAUUGCAGCUCUUAGUUAAUUAAUUAACUAAUUAAGUUUAAGACUUGUAUUAUCAAAUGGUAGGAAUGCCAUGCGUAUAAAUGAAACAUCUUCAGAUAUAUAUAUAAUAGUCUUUGGAUUGGAUUUCUCUCUCUAAUUUUCA